AUGAACAGCACCAGUCUCAGCAGCAGCAACAGCAGCAACAGUAGUGUGUACAUGACCACGGGCAGCUUCCGCACCAGCAGCAACAGUCAGCAGCAGCAACAGCAGCAGCAACAGCAGCAGCAACAGCAGUUUGAGCGGCUACAGUAUGGCGAAGGGUUGCGUGUCUGUGUGCGUCUCAGGGAUAUGGAGUUCCGAAAGGGCCAAUAUCCGUCUUUGGAAGAAUUCAUGUCUCUCCUUGCUCAGGAAGGUGUCAAGGAUGUGGUCUGUUUGAACCUCGAGGCCCUCAGUAGAAGAGACCUGGGGCUUGUCGCCCUCGUUGGCACGUGCGGAACUGCUGCUCACUGCAGGAGAGUCUCACGGUUACUGCGUUCGUUGAUUCAGUCACUGGAAAUUCCCCUCGUCUCUGAAAGUUGCAGCAGUACGAGUGGCAGCACAAGGCGGAACAGGUCAAGGAACAGCACUAGCAGCAGCGAGUGGUUCGUUGCCUGCCUUGGACCGGUGUCUGUACACCUCAUGACGGCCGCAGCGCGAGACUUCUAUGACGUGGAGCGUGUGUGGAGCAGCAGAAGCAAGCAACUGCAGCAGCAGCAGCAGACCCAGACUGCCGAUGAAGACCUGCUGCACCUGCCACCGACCGGCGAGCAAGAGGAUCUGCUGCAGCAACAGCAGCAACUGGUGCUGAAGCAGCUGCAGCAGCUGGAGCAGAAACACAAAGAGCAGGCUCAGUGA
Messenger RNA from Eimeria mitis, 729 nucleotides. RefSeq lists its product as uncharacterized. The record is from RefSeq and is a predicted model, not a curated record. Bases 1 to 729 code for a protein of 242 amino acids. The transcript has 4 exons. NCBI's taxonomy places the organism in Eukaryota, Apicomplexa, Conoidasida, Eucoccidiorida, Eimeriidae.